Molecule: messenger RNA, 2808 nt
Organism: Columba livia (rock pigeon)
Lineage: Eukaryota; Metazoa; Chordata; Aves; Columbiformes; Columbidae
Product: gastrula zinc finger protein XlCGF57.1-like
Exons: 4
Coding region: 508-2304 (598 amino acids)
Biological process (GO): regulation of DNA-templated transcription
Source: RefSeq, a predicted model, not a curated record
GGCGGCGGGCCCGCGGCACGGGGAUGGGCGCUGCUGGCCCGCGGGGUCCAGGCGGAGGGGACUCGGCCCCGACGGCCUCUCCCGUGCUCUCCCCUCCGCCGGCCGCCCCCCAGCCCUGCCGGACCCCCCCGCACUCCCCUUAGGGCCCGGCUCCCCCCGGCGCUCCGGCCUUUCCCCGGCUCGCCCAGUGGCCCCCGUGCAACGCGGACACGCUGCUCCGUGUCCCAGCCGCCCGGGCCCCCUGGAUCCGGCCCUGGCGGCCCCGGCGCUGGGAAGGGCUGGGCUGGGGCCGGGCUGGGUGCUCAGACCCCCGGGACACCCCGCACAUCUUCGUGCUGCCCCUGUGGGGCACCGGAGCAAGAUUUGGGUACUCGGGAGCUUCCAAAACCUCCUUUUUCUUGUGGCUCUUUCUCGGCUUUGCCGCGAGCUGGCUGGGUUGUUGUGGAGGCUCGGGGUGCAGGGAAGGCAGCUGUGGGCAGGUUAGUGAAUUUGUGCCCCUGAUUUUUCAUGAAAAUGUUGUGCUUGCAGGGACCAUCUGUCCUGGCUGUGCUGGUGCGGCUGGUGAUGGGACAGGCACCUCGAGUGGAAUCCGGAGCAUCCCGCCUCCCUCUUCCCGGAUCAAUACCUGCACGGGCCUCCAUCUCCGCGCCGAGAGCAGCGACGCGCCGGGCUCCAGGCUGCUGCGGCAAGGAUGCUCUGAACUCUCCCAGUGCUGCCCUCAGGAUGCCAGAGCCCCCAGUGCCAGCAAGGCCCUGCUCAGUAGCGGCAGGAUUUCAGAAGAGGUGUUUAGCAACCAUGCAGUGGGGUGUGCUGAGCCGGGUGUGCUUCUUGCUGCAGAUGUCGCUGACGUUUGAGGAUGUGGCGCUCUCCUUCUCCCCUGAGGAGUGGGCAAAGCUGUCGGGCUGUCAGCGGCAACUCUACCAGGAGGUGAUGCUGGAGAACUACCAGAUGGUUGCCUCGCUGGGCUGGGCCACCGUCAAACCAGAGAUCAUAUGCAAGAUGGAGCGAGAAGAGACACCGUGCGUGCCAGAUGGCCCUGGGGAGCAGCAGAGGCACCAGAGCCCUGUGCCAGCAGCCGUCAGUCCUGGGAUGCAGAGGGAGACCGAGCGGGUUCCUGAGGGGUUGCCAGAACCCACCGCCCUGCUCCCGGGGAUGCCAAACCCUGACGUGAGGUGUCAGGGGGGCUCAGCCUGCGGACAGCCAGGCGGGAGCCAGGGGGUCCGGUUGGGGCUCCCCCAUCCCUCCUCCCUCCCAGAACCCCAGCCAUUGGAGAAGAGCCGUCUGACAAGCCCCGAGUGCAACAAGAGCUUCCAGAGCCAGUCUGCACUGGAUGUCCACGUGCAGAGCCACACGCGUGAGCGUCCCUUCCACUGCACUGUCUGUGGCAAGAGCUUCAUCUACAAGCAGAACCUGGUGAAGCACCAGCACGUGCACAACGAUGAGAAGCCCUUUGCCUGUGGUGACUGCGGCAAGAGCUUCAAAGAGAAGUCGACCCUCAUCACCCACCAGCGCAUCCACACCGGGGAGAAGCCCUUCACCUGCACCAACUGUGCCAAGAGCUUUAGGGAGAAGUGGACCCUCAUCAUCCACCAGCGCAUCCACACCGGGGAGAAGCCCUUCACCUGCACUGACUGUGGCAAGAGCUUUAGGGAGAAGUGGACCCUCACCAGCCACCAGCUCAUCCACACCGGGGAGAAGCCCUUCACCUGCAAGGACUGUGGUCAGAGCUUCAGGCAGAAGAAGGGCCUCAUCAUCCACCAGCGCAUCCACACUGGCGAGAAGCCCUUUGCCUGUACUGACUGUGGCAAGAGUUUUGUCUGCAGGGACAAGAUGCUGCUUCACCAGCGCAUCCACACUGGAGAAAAGCCCUACACCUGCACUGACUGUGGCAAGAGCUUCAGGCAGAAGGUGAACCUCAUCACCCACCAGCGCAUCCACACCAACGAGAAGCCCUUCACCUGCAAGGACUGUGGCAAAAGCUUCAGGCAGAAGGUGAACCUCAUCACUCACCAGCGCAUCCACACUGGGGAGAAGCCCUUCACCUGCAUGGAAUGUUGCAAAAACUUUAGGUAUAAGAAGCACCUGAAGAGACACCUGUGGGUUCACCAGGGCCCAGGGGUUGUCCCAGAGGCUGUCCAGCAGGAGAUGGGGGGUCCAUCCCCAGCAGGGGGGCAGGCAGAGGCCAAGCCCUUCCAGUGCGGUGUCUGCGAGAAGUGGUUUUGGAAGGAGAAGCUCAUGCUGGCUCACCAGCGCACCCACGGCACCCCCAGCCUGCAGCCGCCUCCGCAGCCCGGCACCCCCUGAAUCUGCUGCUGAGGGGCCAAUGGGGCCUGGGGGCUGCUGUGGGGGUAGCUGUGGGGGUAGGUCCUGGUUUUGUUUGGGAUAGAGUAAAUUUUGUUCCAAGUAGCUGGUGUGGUGCUGCAUUCUGGAUUGAGAAUGAGAAGAAUGUUGCUAAUUGUUGGGGAAUGGCUAUGGGAAAAGGGGCAUGGUUCCAGUGAUCCUCUGUAUCAGGAAAGUUUGUUCUAGUUAGCAUGAGUAGGCCCCAGUAGGCCUCAGUGAGCAAGAGUCAGAGGCGGCUGGUGACCGGAGGAAACCUCGGUCACUUACGGGCAAAGAUGAGUCUCAGUAAACAACUUUCAGGAACCAGCUCCGGGAAAAGAAGGAACUUGCAUACCAGAGAAAGCACAAGGAGGGUUGGGCUAAUUAUGUAUUCUCUCCAAUCAUUGAAUGACUAGUAGGCAUAAUUAUCUAAAGGGCUAUAUGAGUGUGUGCAACUUAUCAAUAAAUCGAAGUAUGCUUUAUCACUCA